CAUAAUUUCCAAUUUUAGAUAACCAAAUUCCAACAAGCCGGUUUGUAUCUACGAAACCGUACCAGCGGAGAAUUACACGAAGCAGCUUUCUCAAACACCACAAGCCCCAUCUUCAAAACGUUUCGAACUCGUAAAGUGGAAAAUUUGUGGAUACAAUGCUGUCAAGCUGCUGUCAGAUGCUGCGAAAACAUGAGGCGAAGCACUCCCUCAUCAGAUAAGUUCAUUUGUCCUCGUACAUGGGAUGGGUGGAAUUGUUGGCCAGAUACACCAAAUGGAACUGUUGCAAAAGAAAUUUGUCCCCCUUACAUAUAUUUUCAUAGCGAUGAACCACAGUGCACUCAUUUUGCUACAAAGACUUGCUGGGAAAAUUCAACGUGGUUUCGAAACCACAAAGGAAAUGAAUACAGCAAUUACUCUACUUGUGCCCAAAGUAAGGAUAUCAGAAUACUGUUGAAAAGUCAUCUUGUGACGUUCAUAAUCUCAAUUCUCUUGCUCAUUCCCGCGCUGGUUAUAUUUUUCUCGUACAGGCAACUACGAGUGCAUCGGAUAUUUAUGCAUAAGAAUCUCUUCACAUCUUUGCUUUUAUCUUCAUUGUGUGUCGUAAUAUUCGAAAGCUAUUUCAUUAUGGAUUCCAUCAAUAACCCAGGUGACAGUAUGGUGGAAGCAAACGGGGCUGGAUGCAAAAUCUUUUACACGAUCACCAAGUACUUGAGAUUGUCAACUUACGCGUGGAUGUUUUGUGAAGGCUAUUAUUUGCACAAGCUCAUCGCUGCAGCAUUUGCGGAACAAAAGAGUUAUCAUGUCUUUUAUAUCAUUGGAUGGGGUGUACCUGUAGUUCCAGUGUUAAUAUGGGCAGUAACUAGACAAACUAAAGCCGAUGAAUCGUGUUGGAUAGUACCAGCAGAAAAAUAUGAAUGGGUGUUGCUGGCUCCGAUGCUUGUGGCGUUACUGGCUAAUUUCUGUUUUCUUGCACAUAUUAUUCAAGUUGUAAUCACAAAGUUGAGAUCGACGAAUAUUGACGAACCAACGCAAUUCAGGCGAGCAGUUCGUGCAACUAUGGUUCUUAUUCCAUUAUUUGGAUUACAUUUCCUGCUUAUCAGUUACCAUCCCACAAAGGGAGACUGUUACAUUCUGCAAAUUUAUAAUAUUGCAACGUAUUCCAUGGAUGGAUUGCAAGGUGGAAUUGUAUCACUCAUAUUCUGUUAUUUCAACAAUGAAGUUUUAUUUCUUCUGAAGCGAACUUACAGUCGUCAAAAAAUGGUUCGAGAUAUUUCAAGUCAUAUGAGCAGCAGAAAGAAAUCUCGGGAAUCGAGAACAUCUGUGUCUACAAAUGCUGAAUCAAUUGUUAAUGAAUAUGGUGUAGUUACGAUUAAAAAAUGACGACACAGAAGGCGCAGGAAGCGCCGUAAUCGUAUACAUCAUCAACCAAUACUUAUCACUGCUUUGUAGAUAUUUCAUAAAAAUUGUGAAUUUAUGUCGAUCAUUCACUCUGAGAAGUUCCAUGUAGAAAAAUUUGGCAUUUUCAUAUGCAGUUGCUACAUACAUUAAUCCCUAAAAUUCUGCUGUAGGCAACUGAAAGUUUCAAACAAGUUUCCAUAUUUGUAUACCGUAAAAACAACAAAUUGCAUAUAUUGUUUAAACUGUGAUAGAAUGCAUUCAUCUGUUAUUCCUACCAAUGCAUAAUAACUGCAGAAGAGUAAUUAUUAUGCGUUAAGCACGUGUAUAUAAUUAACGAUAUUGUACAUAAUGUUUUAUAUUCAUAUAUGUUCGUAAUUUGUUUCCUGUAAAUAAAAUAAUUCAUUUUAUGAACA
This is a messenger RNA of Stegodyphus dumicola, 1811 nucleotides long. RefSeq names its product calcitonin receptor-like. Gene Ontology annotation, cellular component: plasma membrane. NCBI's taxonomy places the organism in Eukaryota, Metazoa, Arthropoda, Arachnida, Araneae, Eresidae. The record is from RefSeq and is a predicted model, not a curated record. Gene Ontology annotation, molecular function: G protein-coupled peptide receptor activity. Gene Ontology annotation, biological process: cell surface receptor signaling pathway; adenylate cyclase-modulating G protein-coupled receptor signaling pathway.